This is a messenger RNA of Xylona heveae TC161, 3700 nucleotides long. RefSeq lists its product as hypothetical. The transcript is spliced from 3 exons. The record is from RefSeq and is a predicted model, not a curated record. Bases 436 to 3417 code for a protein of 993 amino acids. Lineage: Eukaryota; Fungi; Ascomycota; Xylonomycetes; Xylonales; Xylonaceae.
GUCCCCUGAAACACAAAAGCCAAAAAAGCCCCAUGAAGCACGGUAAUACGGAGUAAUUAGUGGAGCAGUAGAGGCAACGCUGGGAUCUGGUUUUCACAAUCACGUCCCAUUGUGCUUCGGUCCCUAACAGCGUCACUGAUCCUGGCCAGACUUAUCAUGUGCUGUUACGGUAACUGAUUGACUUUACCGAUAUGGUCGUUAUCCUAUCCAUGCUACAUCUCGGAGAAGUAUCUUUACACCCCGCGAUCUACCUACCUUCAUGACUUCAAAUUUGCACCCGCGCGGCAAUGCAACCUUUUCUCAUUAACAUAUAAUCAAAGCCAAGAAAAAAGAAAAUAAACGGCCGGCAGGAACGGCCAAACUUUGAGUCACAUUUUGUUCUUGGGACAAGGUGCUUGAGAUUUGUUAGGACGUCCUUCUAGCUGUCGAUUUGAAAUGGCAACGCCAACGACAUCUGAAGGGGAUCAGGCACAGAUCUCGGCCUCAUUGGGUGGCCAGGAUCCAAAAGAGCCUCCGCAGAGACCAUUGUACCAAUCGAAGCAUGUACCAUCCGAUUCAAUGGUUACCGUUCGCCUUUCGGAUUCGACCAUUUCCUCCAGAAUUGAAGCAUUCCCGAGAUUAAGCCGGCCCGUACCUAAUAUUAUCACCGAAGAUGAAGUCACAGGCAUCCCAAACCGUGCUGCAAAUCGAUGGAGUAUGGAAACAACAACCCCAUCCACAGUUGGUGACACCCAAACAGCGUCAGCCUAUCAAGCCGCCGCCGCCGCCGCCCUCGAAGGUCAUACGGCCGAGUCGUCAGAUAUAUGUAGCAAAUCGAGGACCAAUAGUGUGAGCUCAGCUUCCUCAGAGGAGAGUGACCGAGUAGACUGGGCAGAAUUGGACAAGACGGAGGAGCAGGAACCUCGAGAUGAGUGUUCAGAUGAGUCAACUGCAUUCCUUCUUGCAAGGCUUGAGCGUGAGAACAAUGCACUAGCCACAGAUCCCAAGUCGAAUCUUCGCACCGGCCGCGUCAGAAGCAAAUCCCGGCCGCCUUCGAUUCACCAAAUCAAGCAACUCGUACGAGAACCGGUCGCCCCUCUUCUUAGAUACUCGCAAUUGCCAGCCCCACCGCCGAUGACAGAAUUGGAGUUUUGGGCGGCACUUGUCCAAGAUUAUCCCCGGACCGCUCAGCGUCUUCCGACGUUGACCUCGAACAAAGUGCGCGCAGGCAUUCCCCCUCCAUUACGAGGGGUGGUCUGGCAAAGUAUGGCAGGUGCCAGAGAUAAAUUGCUGGAGGAACAGUACGAUCGGCUAGCUGGAGAGCAGAGUCCGUACGAAAAUCUGAUUGGCAAAGACAUUGGGCGAAGCUUUCCUGGGGUGGAAAUGUUUCGGGACCCAGAGGGAGAAGGCCAAAAGAUGAUGGGCAGAGUGCUCAAGUGCUUUAGCUUGUACGAUCAUAAGAUUGGAUAUUGCCAGGGGCUUGGCUUUUUAGUGGGCCCGUUGCUGAUGCAAAUGGGUGAAAAAGAAGCAUUUUGCAUGCUUGUGAGAUUGAUGGAACAUUAUGACCUCCGAUCCUGUUUUCUUCCUGAUCUAUCAGGCCUUCACGUCCGCAUCUAUCAGUUCCAAAAUCUCCUGAAUCAACACUUGCCAAAUCUUGCCGCUCACCUCGACAACCUCCAAAUCGAACCCGCGUAUAUUCCACAAUGGUUCCUCUCAUUUUUUGCAGCAACGUGCCCAUUGCCGAUGCUCCUCCGCAUUUAUGACGUUCUCUUGGCGGAGGGUGCAGCGGAGACAUUAAUUCUGGUUGCAUUGUCGCUCAUGCGUCGAAAUGAAACCAGGAUAAUGGCAUAUACAGAAUUCGAAGAUGUGAUGCAAUUUUUGCUUUCUCGAGCCAUGUGGGACACAUACAGCUUUAAUACCGAUGAUUUCGUCAACGAUUUUGUGGGAUUUACGGGCGUUGUCAGUCGUGAAAAUUUGCAAUCGUUGGAAUCGAGUUUCUUGGAUGCCCAAAGCGAGGGGUCUGCAACACGGAUAGGUUCUUUGCCAGAUCUUCAAGCGGCAGCAUCUAGAUUUCUUGGUAGAUUAUGGGCAGGCUCCAAUUCAUCCACUAAAUCAGCAUCCUUGACUCCUGGGUUGGCCGCGCCCUCCCGACCUAUCAGCUUCCUUCGGCGGUCGCCUUCAAAGCAGAGCAUUGCGUCGACAUUGAAUUCCUGUGAAGGCGGUUCGGACAGCGUCACCAGUUCCGCGCAAACUGAUGCGACAUCAGUCUCAAGGCAAUCUUCGACAGACUACUCAUCAACAAGAGCCAAGGAGGCUCCCUCUAUGGCAAUCUCCACCCGUAGCGCUGUCUCAAUCAAAGAUAGAGAUCUUCAUGGUCAAAUCGAGGACCUAUUGACUGCCAUGAGCGCAUCACAAAGAGAACAUGGGAUGGUACUGGUGCAACUGCAGAAGGAGAAGGAAGACCGUGAGGAGAAGAGACGAACGAUUUUAUCAUUCAUCGAUUUAGUCCGCCGAUUCCUCGGCCAGUCAGGGCAUUUGGCACCUUCAGCGGCCGAGCCAACCGCCGCAAUUCCCGAAAACGUGAGCGUGUUUAUCGAACUAUCAAAGACGGUUGAGUUUAUGGAGCAGACUUUUGCCUCUGAAGAUGAUAAUCGAAGGUCAUCCAUUUUGCAAACAAAGCAUCAACUUCGCGAUGAAUCGGCACGAUAUAAACAAAUGUUAGACCACGAAAUGAUUCAUUCCCAGGAGCUGUCACGACGCAUUGACGAACAAGAACAAGAGAUGAAGGGGCUGCGAGAAGAGUUGAGGCUGGCACGAGCCCGUCUGCAGGACGGUUACAAUGAAAAUCAAAGGCUUCAACAGACUAUUCAAAACUUGCGGUCGCGGUCUCCGGCUUGCAGAUCGCCUGACGACGCCAGCAGUCCUGUCGAAGGGCCAGCGACGCAGUCAGGGGAUGGUCUUUCAAGACGUGGAUCUGUUCACGGCGGUCUAAGAGAGCUAAAGCUGGGAAGGACCGCUUCAAAACGAUCUCAGACAACGCCAAUUUUUGCGAAGCGCACCAGUAGUCUGAGCACACAAGGGGUUCUGUCGACCGAAAACCACAAGCCUGUUGCCGAGGACACUCUGCUCGUCGAGCUAGUUAAUGCCAAGACCUCAGAAGCCCUGGCGAAGCAAGAAUUAGAAGAGGUCAAGGGUAAAUUGGAGUCAAUGCGGAAAUUGGUAAACCAAAACCACAAUAAUUCGGGCAGUGGCAGCCAAAAUUCUCCCCGGCAUGAAGGCCACGAUGAGUGGCCUCGUGUAUCGACGACGACGACGACGCCGCCAGUAAAGACGCCUGAUCAGCAAAAAACAACCCCCCCUGCCAGCUCUAGUGGCGGCUUUUGGAGCGGAUGGGGAAAACGGAGCGUAUCAAGUACAGUUCCUCAGGAUGGACGAUGAAUUUCAGUUCUCAAAUAUACUAGAGUGUAUUCUAUUCUCGGCGUGUUUUUCAUAGCGUGGCUUUUGUAUUCUCCGUUUGCCUUUUCCUCUCCUGACUUAUUUUGCGCGAAGGAUAUUUUAGUAGAUCCUAUGACUUUGACGAAUCGUCUUUUUUUCUUGACAGCGAGCUGAUCUAUCGUAAAGCUUAUAUAAGAGCCGGCCACAAUAGUUUUAUUCUCUUUAUCUGCCAGCUUACCUGGCUUACUAGUUAGCCAAAUACAAUGGUAUAACACCUCGUUGAAGU